CACGUUUAAACUGAAGUUGACACCACAAAUUAACCAAUCCCAUGUCUUUAAUUCUCCUUCUGCUCCUUCCUCUCCAAUGAAAUUUUCUGCAUCCGCCCCCCAAUUAUUUGACUAUCAAAUAUCUCUCUGCCGACUAUGGCGGCUGCUUCUUAUUCUUUAAUCCUUCCCCUCAUCACCUUCUCCUUGCUUACUUUCCUUCCUCACUCACUCUCCUCAUCCACUGUGUCGAUUUCCGAAUCUUCUAAUCAGACAUUAAUCUGUGCACUCAUACAUCCCCAAAACCAGAAAUCCUUUCUCAAUUGUACUGGUUUUAAGUUUCCUACAACUGCAAGUGGAAGCAAUGGGGGCGGCGGCGGCGUUCAAAUUCCUCUCGACAAGAAUGCUUCUUCUUCCUUCACUGCUCUAGUUGCCGGAGAUGGCUUCUUAUGCGCCUUGAGGCCCCCACCAUCUUCUUCCUCCUCCAAUACUAAUUCUACUUUGAGUUGCUGGAGGUUCUCUGCUAAUGGCACGCACUUGUCCCACAAGCGCAUCUACCGCGGUCCACCUUUCACGCAACUUGUUGCCGGAAAUUCUCACGUUUGCGGACUUAUUCAGAAUGGGACGACUAGUACUAGUAGUCGCCUCCAAUGUUGGCAAUGGCAUUGGUUUCGCAAUAGCACGAUCAGUAGGCACGAGUACGGAUUUUCAAGCAUUGCGGUGGGAGAGAAAUUUGUAUGCGGGGUAUCACAAAUCGGAAAGGUUACUUGCUUAGGAAGCAAUUAUAUAGUGGUUGGGAAGGAGCCUAGAGCUAGUGGCAAGAAUGUUUACAAAGCAGUGAGUGCUGGUUUCGGUCAUGCGUGUGCCAUCUCAUCGGUCGAUAACAGUUUGGAUUGCUGGGGAGAAAUGAAGGGUGAGAAACCUCAAGGGAGAUUCACAUCUCUGGCCUUGGGAGAAAACCGCAGUUGCGCUCUCCGGCCUAAUGGAACAGUUGUUUGUUGGGGGGAAAAUAAUUUCAGCUUGCCUGAGACUCUGAAAGGUACUUACUUCACCGCAAUUGAAGCAAAACGCAGCGUCUUCUGCGGAGUUUCAUCAUCCAACUUUUCCUUGUAUUGUUGGGGCAACCCAAUUUUCGAUGUCUCAAACAAUUUCAUGGUAUUCGGACGUGAUGUGAAGCCGGGUCCAUGUACAGGUGAAUGUCUAUCAUGCAGCAAUCCGUUGCCAGUGCCCGUGCCCUUGCCAUCGCUGCCACCAGAAUCAGGAAGCAGUAAGUGGAGCAAAAAAAUGAUUGCUUUUCUUGUAGUGGGUUGUGUUGGGUUCUUAGCUUUGGUGGUGUCGGUAUGUUUCUUUGACUUCAAGUAUUGCAAAACUAGAGUUGGAGGAUCCCGUGUUCAUGACUCAGGCCCCUUGGAUGAGCAGCCCCAGUUACAGGCCGAGCAAGGCGCAGCAGCAACGGCAGGGCCACCGGUGUUAGAGAAGCGGCUAAGCCAUUUGGUGAGCAUGGGCGCCAAUGGGGCUUCCUUGGAGGAAUUUCCACUGCAACUACUACUCGAAGCCACCUCCAAUUUCUCUGAAGAACACAAAAUCGGAACAGGCAGCUACGGCUCUGUCUACUACGCCACAUUAGAUGACGGUCGCCAAGUAGCCAUCAAGCGUGCUGAGACGUCAGUCUCUUCAUCACACGUUGGUAGCUGCACAAAGCGCCAGCAAGACCAGGACAAUGCUUUUGUAAACGAGCUUGAGUCCCUUUCACGUCUCAACCACAAGAACUUGGUUCGAUUACUUGGAUUCUUCGAAGACGCAAAAGAGCGAAUACUCGUGUAUGAAUACAUGAACAAUGGCUCCCUCCAUGACCAUCUCCACAAGCUCCCACAUUCGACCUUGCUCUCAUGGGCCAAGCGCAUCAAAGUGGCUCUUGACGCAGCCCGAGGGAUCGAGUACCUGCACGAGUACGCAGUCCCGCCAAUCAUACACCGCGACAUCAAGUCAUCCAACAUACUACUGGAUGACACAUUGCUGGUCAAGGUAUCCGAUUUCGGCCUAUCUUUAAUGCGGCCGGAGGAUGAAGAGUCGCACCUUUCGCUUGGUGCAGCUGGCACAUUUGGGUACAUCGACCCAGAGUACUACAGGCUUCAACACCUAACGACCAAGAGCGACGUCUAUAGCUUCGGAGUGGUGUUGCUUGAAUUGUUAUCCGGUUACAACGCAAUACACAGAAAUGAGAACGGGAUGCCAAGAAACAUUGUCGAUUUUGCCGUGCCGUACAUUGUGAGCGACAAGAUACACCGGAUUUUGGAUCCAAGAAUUGCAGCUCCAACGCCGUUUGAAAUAGAGGCAGUGGCAUAUGUUGGCUACUUGGCAGCGGACUGUGUAAGUUUACAAGGUUGUGACAGGCCAUCCAUGACUUACAUUGUAAGUAUCCUGGAAACAGCGUCGGCUUAUUUUUUGGAAAACCCUUCUUGCUCUCCUUCCAGUUCCACGACUGAAUCUACGUGACGAUGUAAUGGUGCGACGGCAUCAUCAAUUGUUGUUGACCAAAAAUCAUUCAUUUUCUUUUCCUUUUUCCAAAUUUUAUGCAUAUAUUGGACUUUUAUUUCCUUAAUUUUUUGGCA
Malus domestica (apple) is the source of this 2588-nucleotide messenger RNA. Lineage: Eukaryota; Viridiplantae; Streptophyta; Magnoliopsida; Rosales; Rosaceae. The record is from RefSeq and is a predicted model, not a curated record.